Asterias rubens (European starfish) is the source of this 1415-nucleotide messenger RNA. RefSeq names its product palmitoyltransferase ZDHHC16-like. The record is from RefSeq and is a predicted model, not a curated record. Gene Ontology annotation, molecular function: palmitoyltransferase activity. Gene Ontology annotation, biological process: protein palmitoylation. The transcript is spliced from 9 exons. Lineage: Eukaryota; Metazoa; Echinodermata; Asteroidea; Forcipulatida; Asteriidae. Gene Ontology annotation, cellular component: Golgi apparatus. Bases 94 to 1245 code for a protein of 383 amino acids.
AGCACACCGUUUAGAUUUCUCGAUUUAUUUUUCUCUGUGUGCGCAAAAUAUGUAGUCAAGUCACUGCUGGAUAAAAAAGAUGCCGAUUGCCCCAUGAGAGAACACACCAAAAUCUCACUUUAUAGCCUCAAUUCUUUAAGUGCAAUGGACGACAAGAAGAGAAAGAGACGUAACAUCUGCUCUCGUAUGUUGGAUCAAUGGCGCUAUUUCAAAUUCUGCCUCCGCAGUUUGACGUAUAAUUCCUUCAACGAUCGCUGGAUGGCGUUUGAUACCUGUAUGGAACCGCUUUUCUGGCUCGUUGGUGUAGUCUCAAAAUAUAUGGGGCCGUUGAUGGUGGUCCUUGUCAUCUUGCUCACCUCUGUCGUCAUCAGUGUCUUCUACCUAUGCAUCUUACCUCGCUGCCUUGAGAAUGAAGACCACGUACAGACGAUAUUUCACCUGACCUUUGGCCAUUGGUUGCUUGUGAAUAUUGCCUUCCAUUACUACAAGGGGGUCACUACACCCCCUGGAUACCCACCUCAGAUUGUUUCGGAAACUGGUGUUGCCUCUAUAUGCAAGAAGUGCAUUGCUCCCAAGCCACCCCGAACCCACCACUGUAGCAUCUGUAAUAAAUGCAUUCUGAAGAUGGAUCAUCACUGUCCAUGGGUCAACAAUUGCAUAGGACACUAUAACCACCGCUAUUUCAUGUUGUUCUGCAUCUACAUGUGGAUUGGAACACUCUAUGUUUGCAUAUCGGCAUGGCCGCUGUUCCGCCAGGAGUUCUUCGACCCAAAGAAGACAUUUGAUAGUUUAAUGGCUGGUUCUCUGUUCCUGACAUUUCUGCACUCGUAUCAAGCAUCACUAAAAAAUAGUACAAGUUUACAGUCGGGGUACGUUUCAUCCCUGACAACCGCAGAGUCGACGUACCAUAAAGCCAUCGUGUUUCAGUUCAUCAUCUGUUUCAGCGUUCUAAUAGCUCUAGGUCUGCUGACUUUCUGGCACGCUCGUCUUGUAUCACGAGGAGAGACCAGCAUAGAGAAGUACACCAAUGACUCUGAGAGGGCUCGCUUGAAGAAGGUCAAUGUGGUGUACAAAAGUCCCUACAAUUUUGGGGUGUUGGAGAACUGGCGUAAACUGUUUGGGCUGUACGGGGGAAGGACAUUCUGGAGGCACGUUCUCCUACCAUCCUCCCAUGGUCCAGAGCAUGAUGGGACACAGUGGAAUGCGCAGAUAACACCAGGUUUUCUACCGAAGUCGUUGCCAUGACAACCAACAACAUUGCCAUGACAACUGACAACAGGCCUUUGAAGCAGCUUUGAACCUUAAAAUAUUGUUAAACAUAAGACAAACCUAUAUAGUACUUGAGGUAUUGCAUGGUGAGGUAUCAAUGUGUAUUUGGUUUGCAGUAACACCAUGUGUGUAGUUUGUUCUGCAAC